Metarhizium album ARSEF 1941 is the source of this 396-nucleotide messenger RNA. Its product is annotated as 50S ribosomal protein L14. Gene Ontology annotation, cellular component: mitochondrial large ribosomal subunit; ribosome. Gene Ontology annotation, molecular function: large ribosomal subunit rRNA binding; structural constituent of ribosome. Bases 1 to 396 code for a protein of 131 amino acids. The record is from RefSeq and is a predicted model, not a curated record. Lineage: Eukaryota; Fungi; Ascomycota; Sordariomycetes; Hypocreales; Clavicipitaceae. Gene Ontology annotation, biological process: translation. The transcript is spliced from 3 exons.
AUGAUUCAACUAAAGACGAUGCUCAACUGUAUCGACAACUCGGGCGCCGCCCUCGUCGAAUGCGCCCUGGUGGUCGGUCAGAAGCGGCAUGCCCGCAUAGGCGACCGCAUCGUCGUCGUCGUUCAGGAACAAAGAGGCGCCUCGUCGUCUGGGAUGGCGGGCAUCUCGGCCGCCGCCAAGGUCAAGCGCGGCGACAUUCGACACGCGGUUGUAGUGCGAACCAAAUAUCCUACCCAGAGGCGUGACGGAUCCGUGGUCCGCUUCGAUGACAAUGCGUGCGUUUUGCUCAACAAGUCCGGGGAUCCCGUGGGAUCACGCAUCAAUGGCGUCGUUGGCGCAGAGUUGAAGAGGAAGAAGUGGAGCAAGAUCUUGUCUAUGGCGCCUAUGCAGGCGUAG